AUGGACUAUUGGAGAGAUGGAGGCGGAAUAUCGGAGAGGCGUUGCGCUGUGACAGUCGAUCGGAGGACCAAAUUGGUAAAGCCGGAUCUGAGGCUCCAGUUUCUUGAUGCAGUUAAGCUGAAGCAUUUAGACAUAGCAGCGUCUGUGGUCUCCGGGUUUUUACUGAGCACACAACAAACCCCUUAUCAGCCGAAACUCAGCCGCUCAGCCACCGCAAUGGCCGUCGGAAAGAACAAGAGGAUUUCGAAGGGAAAGAAGGGUGGGAAGAAGAAAGUAGUUGACCCAUUUGCAAAGAAGGAUUGGUACGACAUUAAAGCUCCUUCAGUUUUCAAUACCAGAAACAUCGGCAAAACUCUAGUUACGCGUACCCAGGGAACCAAGAUUGCAUCAGAAGGACUUAAGCACCGUGUAUUCGAAGUGUCCUUGGCUGACCUUCAAGGUGAUGAGGACCACUCCUUCCGAAAGAUUCGAUUGAGAGCUGAAGAUGUUCAGGGAAAGAAUGUUCUCACGAACUUCUGGGGUAUGAACUUCACAACAGAUAAAUUGAGGUCACUUGUGAGGAAAUGGCAAUCACUGAUCGAGGCUCACGUUGAUGUCAAGACAACAGACAACUAUACAUUGAGGAUGUUCUGCAUUGGAUUCACUAAGAAGCGUGCGAACCAGCAAAAGAGAACAUGCUAUGCUCAAUCAAGCCAGAUUCGCCAAAUUCGGCGGAAGAUGCGAGAAAUCAUGAUCAACCAGGCACAAUCUUGUGAUCUAAAGGAUCUGGUUCAGAAAUUCAUACCUGAGUCAAUUGGUAAAGAGAUUGAGAAGGCCACUUCAAGCAUUUAUCCUCUGCAGAAUGUGUAUAUUCGGAAGGUCAAGAUCUUGAAAGCUCCCAAAUUUGACCUUGGCAAAUUGAUGGAGGUUCACGGUGAUUACAGUGAAGAUGUUGGGGUGAAGUUGGACCGGCCUGCUGAGGAACCAAUGGCUGAGGAAACUGAAGUAGUUGGUGCCUGA
This is a messenger RNA of Fraxinus pennsylvanica, 999 nucleotides long. The record is from the annotation of a GenBank genome assembly. NCBI's taxonomy places the organism in Eukaryota, Viridiplantae, Streptophyta, Magnoliopsida, Lamiales, Oleaceae.